CUUGUUCCUUAACCCACUCAGUUCUCAGACCCUGGGCUUCAUUAACGGCACCUCGGAUCACCGACCGGCCUCGGGGGUUACUGUUGAUGCCCUCACCGCUCUCCACCAUGAUCCUGUACCUGCUCUACCUGGUCCUUAUCCUCAGUAAUGUGGAAUCACAAACAGUCAACGUGACAGGACACGGAGAGUUGAGCAAAUUUGAGGGGAACGAAACAUUCAUAGAGUCCACCACUAACAACAGUACAAUGAAACCUGACAACGUGACAUCCAGUUUGUACAAAGAUGAGAAGAAUCUGAUUGAGGAUGCACUGCAAAACAACCAAACAGAUACUUUUAUCAGAGAGGAAGAUGAGAAUUUUCAGGACCAGAAAAAAAAGUUCCUCAGCAAGCGCUGCAAUGAGAGCGAGCUGGUAUACUUCAGUUACAACUAUUGUGGUGUAAUUUUUGACAUGGAAAUGACAUCAAUCAGCACAGAAAAGUGGUGUAUCCUGGAAGAUAUCAUCAGACCGUACUACAGCAUGACGAACUGCUUGGAGAAGAUGUCAGACAUUUUCGACUGUAAUUACCCAGACCACAACAUUCAGAGCUUCUUCCUCUACAUCCACUCUAACUACUUCCACAACUGCUCGCGUGAGGAGCUGCCUCCGCUCGUGGAUGCUCCUCAGGGGGUCGUGAUCGUCCUCACUCUCAUCCCCGUCAGCCUCAUCCCCGUACUGGUUUAUCUGGUGGUUUGGAAAAGUAAUGUACAAAAGUGAGUCAUGUUAGAUCUGCACCAUCAUUCUACAAAAAAAAAAAAAACAACUGAACUCACACUACAUGUUAUACACAUGUAAGGAUGUGCUCUGUAUGUUUAUACAUUAUUUAAAGUUUUGUUUAUGUUGAAUAAUCCAGUCAGGUAGAAAACUAAAACCUGGAUCAUUUUUCUGUGUUGUGUUCAGACACACGUGUGUUUAAACCUCUGAAAAUUGGUUAGAUUUCUUUGACAACACAGAAAAAAGUGAAAGAAGUGUAUCAGCAUCUUGGUAAUAAAACGUUUCUCCAAUUGCAAAACAUAUUAGUAAAAGAUGCCAAGAAACUGGCCUGAAAAAUAUCUGUGUGGGAUUAUCAGAUAUUAUCAAAAAACUGGGGGAAAAUGUGUGAGUAUACACACACACACACACACACACAUAAAACAUAAUGUCAUGUGUAUACACAAUUCCUUUUCAUAUAACUUUUUUAAAAAAUAAACAUAAAUGAGACUUUC
Molecule: messenger RNA, 1243 nt
Organism: Plectropomus leopardus (leopard coralgrouper)
Lineage: Eukaryota; Metazoa; Chordata; Actinopteri; Perciformes; Serranidae
Product: receptor activity-modifying protein 3
Biological process (GO): receptor internalization; intracellular protein transport; angiogenesis
Cellular component (GO): signaling receptor complex; cell surface; membrane
Molecular function (GO): coreceptor activity
Source: RefSeq, a predicted model, not a curated record